AUGUCAACGCACUCUCUGCCAUUAGGUGGGAAUGGAGGAGAAUUCCAGGGGCCCUUAGAUGGCACCAAUUUGCCUGGGGAUACCUCCCUUGUUCUCACCUCGGAUCCCAAGCCCAGACUGCGCUGGACUGCUGAGCUCCAUGAAAGAUUUGAGGAUGCUGUCACUCAGCUUGGUGGCCCUGAUAAAGCAACACCAAAGAUGAUUAUGAGAACAAUGGGUGUAAAAGGCUUGACUUUGUAUCACCUCAAGUCACAUCUUCAGAAGUACCGUUUGGGCAAGCAAGCAAACAAGGAGGUAAAUGAUAACUUGAAAGAAGCAUCUUGCGUUGCUGAAAAUCAGGAUAUGGGUUCAUCCAUGUCAACUUCAUCAAGAAUGAUGUCACAAGAUAUAAACGAUGGGUACCAGGUUACUGAGGCUUUGCAAGUUCAGAUGGAAGUUCAAAUAAGACUGCAUGAGCAGCUGGAGGUUCAGCGUUGUCUCCAGCUCCGAAUUGAAGCACAAGCCAAGUAUCUUCAGUCAAUCCUCGAGAAAGCUUGUAAAGCUCUUGAUGAUCACGCUGUGGCCUCUGCUGGAUUAGAAGCUGCUGGGAAAGAGCUAUCAAAGCUGGCAAUCAAAGUUAAUGACUGCAAUGGCAUGACAGCAGUCGUCCCUCCUGUAUCAGAGGUUUUCAUGUUAACGGAGAAAAAAAUUGAUUCCAAUAUGCCUGCUCAACUAAGAGUCUUCUCUAAUGAUAGCAGUUUGAUCUCGAAUGGAUGUCCAGUUUCUCCUACAGUUUCCGGUUCACAGGGUGCUGAUGCUGCUGCACCGAGGAAAAGACCACGACCUAUGUUUAGUAAUGGGGAUGUGGUGCCUUUUGACAACAGCACAAGGCCGGUGGAAUGGUCUCUCACACUCAAAGCCAUGAAAGAUUCACAAGGGACAUCUGAGCUAUGCCCUAUUCUGAAGUCAUCCUCUAAUAAAGUAGGAGUUACAUUCUGCUGUCGUAGUUUGCCAAACAAUUACAAGAGACUAGAUGCCGAACUUGAAAGAAAAAUGAUGGAGAUUACGAGAAAUUCUCCAGGGAACAAUAAUUUCAGAUCAAUUGAUAACAUCAUCCUGAAAUUUCCUCAGAUCAGAGAGGGAUUGAAAGAGAUCAGAGGUGUAUUCGAAAAGUUUGUUUCAUGUCAUGAGGAGGAGAUCGACGAUCUUUUCCAUUACUGUGAAAUGAAUGAAAAUGAAGAAGAAAUGGACCUGGAUAGGAAUGGAAAAGUAAGCUUCAGGGAAUUUCUAUUUGUAUUCAUUAAAUGGGUCAGGAUCUACUCCGAUGAUGAUGGUCCUGAGAUACAAAAUUAA
This is a messenger RNA of Fraxinus pennsylvanica, 1332 nucleotides long. NCBI's taxonomy places the organism in Eukaryota, Viridiplantae, Streptophyta, Magnoliopsida, Lamiales, Oleaceae. The record is from the annotation of a GenBank genome assembly.